Emiliania huxleyi CCMP1516 is the source of this 1111-nucleotide messenger RNA. RefSeq lists its product as hypothetical. The coding region runs from base 44 to 1111 and encodes 355 amino acids. NCBI's taxonomy places the organism in Eukaryota, Haptophyta, Isochrysidales, Noelaerhabdaceae. The transcript has 6 exons. The record is from RefSeq and is a predicted model, not a curated record.
CCGACGACCAGCUGCCACUCCGCACCAUCACGAGAUUACGACGAUGCUGCAGGCUCAUUCGGACCCUCGCCUCUGGGACGGUCCAGCCAGUCGUGAGGCACAGCCGGCGUGGCUCAAAAACAUCCAGGCCGAGCGCGAGACUGUGCUGCGCAAGAUCAACUACACUGGCGGUGUUUUCGAUGUGAUCCCGUGGACGCAGACGUCCUGGAUGCAGCCGCAGAUGCACCCUUACGACCGGAGCUUCUACGACCCUACCUCCGGCGAGUACACGGUCGGGCGGUACCUCGCCGAUCUCCGCGCUCGGUACGGCGGCAUCGACAGCCUCCUUCUCUGGCCCACCUACACCAACAUCGGCAUCGACGACCGCAAUCAGUUCGACUAUUUCCGCACGAUGCCGGGCGGGCUCGAGGGCGUCCGUCGCGUCACAGCCGAGCUGCACGCCGAGGGCGUGAAGGUGAUGUGGCCGUACAACCCUUGGGACACCGGCACGCGGCGCGAGGGCAGCAGCGACCAGGUCGCGCUGGCGGCGCUGCUCAAGCAGACGGGCGGCGACGGCUUCAACGGUGACACAAUGGGCUCCGUCGGGCUGGCGUUUUGGAACGCGUCUCUCGCGGUCCACCACCCGCUCGGUCUCGAGCCGGAGGGCGGAGGCACCGACGAGGCGCUCAAUUGGGCGACGAUGGGGUGGGGCUACUGGAGGUACCCGGCCGUGCCGGCGGUGAACCGGUUCAAGUUUCUGACUCGCGGCCGCUUCAUGGCGCACGUGUGCGAUCGCUGGGCAAAGGACCGCACGGACAACCUCCAGGCAAUCUCGAGCACGUGGAACGGCAUCACCCCGCGCGACGCCGAGGCGAUCCGGCGGGUGGCGCACAUGCAGCGCUUCUUCGGCGCCGACGCUAGCGGUGGCCUGCUGCUGUCGGCAGGGUGGGAGCCGCACACGCCUGAGGCGGAGGCGCCGCGCCGCGAGCACUCGCACACACUCGCCGUGCCGCCCCUCUUCAUCGACCGCCACCCCGUCACCACGGCAAACUACUCGGCCUACCGCCGCGCGACGGGCUACGCGCCAAAGGACCCGCUCAACUGGCUCAGCAACUGGCGGCCGGGCGCGUGA